UACUUGUUUUUCUAUCUUUUAACUCAUACCCAUUUCGUCUUCUUCUCUCAUCCUGAAGUUGAAGCCAAAGGUAUAGUAUUCUCGUGUGAAGAAUACAUGGUGCCAGUUGCUGCAGAAUUACAUGGAAAACUGUAGCUAAGGAUUGGUAAACUUGGGCUCUUAGGAUUCUGAAGAUGAGUUGUUCAUUCCAGUGAUCUCUAUGUUGAUGAUGAACAAAACCUAAAUUUUCUGCAGUUUGGAAUAAUUGAUCAUAUCUGUGAGUUUAUUUUUCAGGGAAAUUAUGUCCCGGAAGAUGUGACAGAAGAACUCUUUGACAAAUUCAACCUUUUUUGAGAUGGUCUCUUCCUCUAUACUGUUUGCUUUUGAACAGAACCAUAGUUUAGAAGGUGAUUGUUGUUCAUUCUGAAGACAAUGGAAACCAAUGGUAGUAAUUCUCAUUCCCAUGAAAAUCAGACUUCAGAGGUUCCCAAUGAUGCUAGCAAAGGCAGUUCAACUGAGAAAGUGGUCUUUGUAAAUCAUGCCGAGAUAGCUUGGCAUGAGAGCAGGAAGCAGUGGAUUGGUGUUCAGUCUCAAAAUUCAAAGAGGUUACCUAGAGAACCAGUUAUGAGCUGGACCACAACUUACGAGGACUUGCUUUGUUCUACUGAACCUUUUCAACAGCCAAUUCCACUGGGUGAGAUGGUGGAUUUCUUAGUUGACAUCUGGCAUGAAGAAGGCCUCUAUGAUUAGUUAAAGUUUCUUGAGGUGAUUGCACAGUUUUGUUUGUGCAGAUUGACGAAACAAUCUCAUAGGUUAUACGGACUCUUAAUCCUGAAAAUUGAUUAAGAACAUAUGAUGUAGAUUACAGUGACGUUUAGAGGAUUAUGAUUUUUAGGUGAUUCCUCUUUAUUACCAAACAAUUGUAUAGUCAACAAAGUUUCUUAAAUGAGAUUGUUUCUGUUAUGGAU
Molecule: messenger RNA, 947 nt
Organism: Pistacia vera
Lineage: Eukaryota; Viridiplantae; Streptophyta; Magnoliopsida; Sapindales; Anacardiaceae
Exons: 6
Coding region: 412-729 (105 amino acids)
Source: RefSeq, a predicted model, not a curated record